Messenger RNA from Saprolegnia diclina VS20, 662 nucleotides. RefSeq lists its product as hypothetical. The coding region runs from base 87 to 587 and encodes 166 amino acids. The transcript is spliced from 4 exons. Gene Ontology annotation, biological process: translation. The record is from RefSeq and is a predicted model, not a curated record. Gene Ontology annotation, cellular component: mitochondrion; ribosome. NCBI's taxonomy places the organism in Eukaryota, Oomycota, Saprolegniomycetes, Saprolegniales, Saprolegniaceae. Gene Ontology annotation, molecular function: RNA binding; structural constituent of ribosome.
CCGAGAGCGAGGAUCCGAACCGGACUUUACCGAGCUGGGCAUCGUUGGUUGGCAAAAGCAAUCGGCAAAAACCCAAGACGUCAACGAUGGCCUUCCGUAUGCCUGCCGCGAUGCGCAAGAUGCCCAAGCGCGAGAAGCUCAUCGCCGAGAUCCCCAAGUGGAACAUCUUCCGCGGCGACAAGGUUGAAGUCGUGGCCGGCCCCCACAAGGGCAAGCAGGGCGUCGUCAAGGAGGUUGUCCGCGCCAAGAACAGCCUGAUCCUCGAGGACAUCAACAUGCGCCACCGCUACGUCAAGGCCAAGCCCGGCGUCGCCCCCGGUCGCAUCUACUUGGCCCCUGGCCCGAUCCACUACAGCAACGUCAACCUGGUCGACGAGACCAUUGGCAAGCCCACGCGCAUUGCCAUCCGUUUUUCGGAGGAAGGCGAGCGUCUUCGCGUGUCGAAGAAGACGGGCACGAUCAUCCCCAAGCCCGAGGUGCUCAAGGAGCGCCACACCCCCAGAAGAACAGAGACCGGCCCCUUGGACACGGCGCCCGAAGAUGUCUUGGAGCGCACCGUCAGCGACGUCGAGCUCACGCGCCUUUAGAUCAGCGGCCUCCUUACUCUCGGCCAACCACGAAUACACCAGGAAUAAGACACGUAUUAGUGUGUGUCGUGCAUA